This is a messenger RNA of Dermacentor andersoni, 1350 nucleotides long. NCBI's taxonomy places the organism in Eukaryota, Metazoa, Arthropoda, Arachnida, Ixodida, Ixodidae. The record is from RefSeq and is a predicted model, not a curated record.
AGGGCCUGUCGUCAGCAGCAACAUCGACAUGAUCGACACAAACACGGGCAACGCGGGUGCCACGUGCGAUUUGUUUCUUUGGCGAGCGGCAGCUAGGCAUUUCAAGUCUCCUCGGCUUUUUUCUGCGCGUCUUCCCUCGUCACUUUUGUUUAGUAGUUCUGUAUUUUACCUCGUUUACGCGCACCAACCGCUGCCUAGCCACAAGGAAUGAGCGCCUCCGACUCCUCGCAAACGGCAACCCAACAGACGGCCCCGCCGCAACCACGAACAACUUGGGGCGAACGGGAGACAUGGGCUCUUAUAAGUCUUUGGGAAGAGCAUCUCGACCACCUGAGAGGAGAGCGGAGGAAUGCUAGAGUAUAUGAUCGCAUUGUGCAAGGACUCGCCAGGCUCGAAAUUAUCCGGACAAGAAAACAGGUGCAGAGCAAGAUCGACAACCUCACCCAAAUGUACAGAAGUUGGGCAAAGAAACGCACAACAGGCUCUGCACCUGUGCCAUGGAUGUAUUUUAAUGAAAUACAUCGCUUUCUUGGAACGCUGCCAGCGAAUGACCAGUCGCUGGUAGAAGAAAGUGCAGCGCACUCAGAUGCCACAGUUGAACAGUUGAUCUGUAGCAUGGAGCAUGGCUACGAAUCGCCAAACAACAACGAGGAUGAAUGGGAGCUGGAGCCAUCGGAAGCUGUCCCCACAUCAGAACUAGCAGAUGAGGCACCAUCACAGAGAAGUCGGAUAACAAAUGAAAACCAGCGUCGUUCUCGAAAGAGAAAGCCCACAAGCACAAGUGAAUUUCAGCGGGACCUCCUUAACGAGCAACGCCUGCUUCGGCAGGCAUUGGAAUCGGCGACCAAAGAUGACCGGGUGCUCAGAGAGCGACAAAUAAAUGCUCAAGAAAGACUUGUUGGACUGCUGGAGCAGUAUUUUAAUAAAGAUUUACGGGAGGUCGCGUCCCGCAUUUGUUGUGACCUAUUAGUCAUUUCAUCCUUGUACCUAGUGAAGAAUGAAACUGAUGCAGCUGUUGCUCAGCUUACAGCCUCUGGGCUGCAGGUUGUUCAAGCAAGAGUCCUACAGCUCUGCAAGUCUCCUGCUCCCUUGACCUGGACCGGACCCUGGACCUUCCUGGCUCGCUUCUGCACUGCCUCCGGGAUCUGGCCGGGGACCCUUUCUGCACUGCCUCCAGGACUGGCCCACCCGGAUCUGGACCCGGCGGCACUACCUCCAGGACCGGCCCACCCGGAUAUGGCCCCGGCCCUAGGCAGCACUGUCUCCAGGAUCGGCCCGCCCGGAUUUGGCCCCGGCCCUAGGCUGCACUGCCUCCGGGACCGGCCCACCUGGAUCCGGCCCCGGCCCUAG